Messenger RNA from Cornus florida, 1416 nucleotides. RefSeq lists its product as uncharacterized. The coding region runs from base 1 to 1155 and encodes 384 amino acids. The record is from RefSeq and is a predicted model, not a curated record. Gene Ontology annotation, molecular function: protein dimerization activity. NCBI's taxonomy places the organism in Eukaryota, Viridiplantae, Streptophyta, Magnoliopsida, Cornales, Cornaceae. The transcript has 3 exons.
AUGAGGAACUUUACUCACAAAAAGGAGUUACUUAGGCCUGCUAAGACUCGAUUUGCUACAUGUUUCAUCACAUUAUCAAGUAUUCACAAGCAAAAGAAUAACUUGAGAAAGAUGUUUACUUCAGAAGAAUGGAAUCGUAGUAAAUGGGCGAAAGAGGAAGCCGGUAAAAGAGUUGCUUCUUAUGUUUUGAUGCCUUCCUUUUGGAACAACAUUGUCUUUAGCCUUAAGGUUUCCGGUCCUCUUAUUCCGGUUUUGAGAUUAGUUGAUGGCGAGAGAAAGCCUCCCAUGGGAUACAUUUAUGCGGCUAUGGAUAGGGCUAAAGAAGCCAUUGCAAAAUCAUUUGGGGGAGUAGAAGAUAAAUACUCAGAUAUUUUUGAAAUAAUUUAUAAGAAGUGGAAUGUUCAACUUCAUCGCCUUUUGCAUGCAGCAGGUUAUUAUUUGAACCCAGAAUACUUUUAUUCAAAUCCGAAAAUUGAAGAAGAUGAAGAGAUUGCAAAGUGUUUGUAUGCAUGCAUUGCAAGAGUCGAUAAAAAGAUGAAGCUAAAGUUGCUAAACAUCAUUAUUAAUUUUUUUUUAAUAGCUAAUUGGUGGGAAGCUUAUGGCAAGUCAACAAAACUUCUCAAAAAGUUUGCUAUAAAGGUUUUAAGCCUUACUUGCAGUUCUUCUGGUUGUGAACGAAAUUGGAGCGUGUUUGAGCAUCUUCAUAACAAGAAAAGAAAUAGGCUCGCUCAAACAACUUUGAAUGAUUUAGUGUUCACCAAAUAUAAUAGAGCAUUGAGGCGUCGAUAUAAUAUGCGUGACACUCUUGAUCCCAUUUUACUCGAUGACAUUGAUGAGAGCAACGAGUGGUUGACGGGGAGGAUGGAUGAUUCUGAUGCAGAACAUGAUUUAGUCUAUGAAGGUGAUUCCUUGACAUGGGGUGAUGUUGCUAAUUUUGCUGGUAUUGGAGAGGCAAGUAGGCCACAACGGUCUACUAGAUCAAAAUCUAGUUCUAGUUCACGGUUACCAACAAAGGGAGCAGGAAGUUCUUCAGUUCGACUUGUGGAUGAGGAUGAGAAUGAUUCAGAUGAGAUAGAAGAGGAUCCUGAGAAUUAUGAAUCAUUUAGUGACGAUCAAAAUGAUGUUAUGCUUAUUGAUGACGAUGAUGAUAUUUAGAUUCAUUGGUGUUGUCUUCUUAGGAAGAAAUGAUGUUUAUAUUUGUUUUAGUUUUAUCUUAUACUUCUCCUUAGUUGACUUUUGCAUCUUUAUGUUAAUAUGUUUGAUUAUUCACUGUUUUGAACUCAAGUACUUGAUUUACUUGGUUUUGGCAUCUUUAUGUUGAAUAUUUAACUUAAGUAAUUCAUUUAGUUGACUUUUACAUCUUUAUAUAUACUAUUGCAUCUUUAAUACUUUAUUGGGUGGGUUUUGUUUUUUUUU